Messenger RNA from Myzus persicae (green peach aphid), 5148 nucleotides. RefSeq lists its product as uncharacterized. NCBI's taxonomy places the organism in Eukaryota, Metazoa, Arthropoda, Insecta, Hemiptera, Aphididae. Bases 743 to 3517 code for a protein of 924 amino acids. The transcript has 6 exons. The record is from RefSeq and is a predicted model, not a curated record.
UCCAUCAGCAGUGCAGUGCCCGUGAACGUUGCGUGCGUGUGCGCCGUCCGUCUGUGGUGUGCAUUAAUCACAAACGAUAUUGUUAUCAGAACGAUAUGGUAGUGCAAAGUUCGACCGUCUCGUCGCGGGUAUCGUGGAAAUAAAAAUUGAAAGAUAAAACCGACGUAAACCACGGCGCGUGUGGUCCGGUCAAUCUACGUCCGUUCCUUCAGUCUAAUUAAUACAUCGUAAUCGUCCGGUAACGAUCGCGGCCGUCUGGUGUCGAGUGCUCUCGUGUAGUUGGUGUGCGUACCGAUUGGUGAAAAUAGUAAAUUAAUAUAAAUUCGCGAGUGCAUUGCCCGUGAUAUAGUGUCGAAAUCCGCCGUCGUCGGUAGUUGCUCAAUUUCAUUUUGUUAUUAUCGUUAUGUUUUAUUAUUGUUGUUAUUCUUAUUGUUGUGACGAGGUGAAACGAUACGUGUUAAGCGUUCGCAAUUCCUAAUUGUACGACCGGUAACAUAGGUCGUACCUGCCUAUUUAGUGUAUUAUUAUUGUAUUUUAUUUGUGCGUCCGAAUUCCUUUAGUUCUCCCAAUAAUAAAUAUGACAACUCGCCGUCCACAGGCUUUUGGAGUUGUACAUCUAAAGUGGCAAUCGUAAAUAAGGUGUAUCCGUCGGUUUUCGCAAAUGACACUGCAAACGCAUUGGACAGCACCGACUACGCGACUGGUGCGAAUAAGACUUUGAGGGGCCUCGAGCCCCUGUGGGAUGGACUGCCGUGGCGACGAGCUCAUCCAACACAAUAACAGAACAGCGGCACAAGCUGUGCCUUUUCAAUACCUCAUCAACGAACAGGCAAAGUCUAUCCUCGCUCUACAGGAAUUACAGAAUGAGGUCGGCGCGCUGUUGGAGUUUAGGGACAUGGUCAUGGAUACGUUCCCGCACCUGCGUCACAAGCAGGCGUCCAGCCCGGAGCCGAGCUCGGGAUCGCAGGGCGUCGGUUCCGGGGAGAGCCGCUGGGAGCCCGGGGUGCGGGUCCGCCGGAAGUUGCAGGGCUCGUCGUCGGGAUGGAUCGCCGGCGGGGGUGGUGGCGGCGGAGGAGGCGGCGGCGGUGUCGGACUGGUGGCCGCGGCCGGGACGGCGCCCCGAAGCCGGAGCAACAGCCACGGGAAGGGCCCCAAGAGCGGCGAACCGGCGGCCGCUUCGUCGGUGGGCACCGUGCAGGACAGCGGCUUCUGCACGGAGAGCAAGGACAGCAGCUCGACCAGCUCUCGGACGACGAUGACCACCAAGAACUGCGGCAAGGACGACGACGAGGACGAGCUGUGGAGCCUGCUGGAGAUGAUCCAGGACAAAGGCACCAAGCUCAAACUCGAGGUGGAGUCAUUGCAGAACCGGUUGCUGGUAGACGACGAGCGGCUGCGGAGACGCCGGCGCCGACUACGGUUGCGGCCGUGUCGGAGCGUGGACGAUCUGCUGCGGCCGGGACCGUGCGACGGUGACGACCUACGCACCUAUUGCAGUGGCGCUACCACCGAUUACGACGUGUUCCGGGCGCACGUGGCGAACGUGAAACGCGAACGGGACGCGCUGCUCGAUCGGGUCACCGAAAUGGAAGCGGAGAGCCUGUCGAACGCGGCACAGAUCCACCGGCUGCUCGCCGAACUCAAGACUGUCGUGUGCGAGAACAGAGAACUCGAAGAACGGCUGUGCGGCGGCAAGUCGCCAUCGGCCGCCGCCGCCAUAGCAGCCGCGACCAUCGCGGCGAGGAAAUCGUCAUCUAGUCAUAACGGCGGCUUCGCUCCGGUUCAGCCCGAAUCGUCGACGGGGCCCAGCUCGUCAUCGGCCGGCCGCGACGCAUUCUACACCCCUAGCCAACAUUCUGCCUGCAACCUAUCGUCCAUCGAACUGCAGUGUGGCAAACUGUUGCACGACGGUUCGUCUUCCGCGUCCUGUGCGUCGCUGUCUUCGUCAUCCGCCAUCAUGGACGACGACGGUGAUGACCGGGAUCGUGCCCGCCACCGGUCCAGGAGGGUCCUGCUGGUCCGGCCUUCUGACCCGAUCUCUCGGAACCUGGAGGGCCGCGCGUCAUCGCCGCCGUUGGACAUCGGGUCGCCGACGUUCGCCAAGCGGCUGGGCGCCCUGGACGGCGUGGUCAGCAGUCCCGGCGACCGGAUCGGCAAACCCUACUCACCCGGUUUUAGCACCCCGUUGCCCAAAAAAACCCUGGCGGCCAUACUGAAAACGUUCAAUCCCAUCGAACUCCAGCGUCACCUCAUCACCGUAUCCUACGAGAACAAGAAUCUUGUUCGUCAGAUGGAGAUGUUGAACAUUUCCAAGAGCGAUGUUUCCAACGAGCUGAACAAGAGCAAAGAGGAUAACGAAGAACUGAAAUUCCAACUGGAGGAGAAGCGUAUCGAGCUGGAAGGGACCAUGGCCCGGGUGAGGUUGUUGCAGUUGCACCAGGAGCAGCAGCAACACGGUCCCGUCACCGCGGGAUCGCAAUCUGCCGGCACUGCAGCCGCGGCCACCAACCAGUGGCUAGACCUGGUGCCAUCGAACCCGAUCCUACCUCAGAUCGCGCUGCCUGGAACGCCGUCAGCGGCGAUGUCCACACCGCACACGAGCAACAACCACCUGCACCACCACCUCAACCACAGCCAGGACGAGAACGGUGGCAGCAGCAGCACCGAGUCGGCGCAUCAGACCCGCGGCGGCAGGCACAGCGUGCAACAUCAGCCCAGCAAGAUACCGGUGGUCAAGCCGACGUCGUGCCCGGUGCAGCCCAGGCCGACAUCGUCGUACCGCGGAAGCGACGUGCAGCAAUACCAGUCGUGGACCAAAUGCAAGUCGGACCAGUCGUUGCCCCGCAACUGGGAGUCCAUCAACAACAACAACAACAACAACAACAGUCACAACAAGAGCAACGGCGGGUCGUCCAUCGGCAGUGGCGUCGGUAGCGUCAAACAGCGUGGCAACAAACUCGACUCGUCGCAGAAUCACCUUCACCAACACAGGUCCCGAAGGGAUUCGGGCGGCGGCGGCGGCGGCGGAGCGUCCCUGACGCGAGCUCGGUCGCAAAACAAUCACGCUCACCGGGGCGGCGCCGCUUCGUCGCCGUCGACGGCGGGUGGCGCGGCCAAAGACUUCAACAGGACCGCGUCGUCGGUGGCCGCGGGUCAUCAGCUGCAUCUGCUGCAACAACAGUCGGCGGCCGACGAUACCAACAAGCCCGCCUCCAAGAAACUGUUUCGGCGCCGUAACCUCGUGCGGCAGAGCCGUUGCUUGAUGGAAGCUUGCAAGAAACCGGUCCUGCCGGCCGUCGACGAAGUACAAGAGCCACCGGACGAUUCCAUGGCCGCCGCGGCCGCUCGACUUCGAGACUUGGACGACGGGGCCGGCGACGACGACGACGACGAGUUUUUCUUCGACAGCAUCGAAAGCAGUCUGGCCACGAGCGCUUGCAGUUCCCGACCGCCGCCGCCCGAAUGUGAUUCCAUCGAUCUGUCGCAACCCGACUCGUCGUUGACGGCCACGUCUUGACCGGCGACGGUGUUCCGUCGUAAUUGUAUUACAUAUUAUUAUUAUAUACUUAAAAUUAUGGAUGUGUAGAGAUACUAUGCCUAUACGACGAGAUGGAAAAAAAAAAUGUUGUGUUUUGCCAUUUUUUUUUUUUUUGAUACUCUCUCGUCUUUACCGCAUACAAUUGUAACAUAAACAUCGUCAUCGUCCUAUAUAUUUUGUAUAACGUAACACACAUAUCAUCAUCACCAUCAUCAUCAACAACAACAAUAACAAUAACAACAACAACAUCACCAUCUAAUCCUUUUCGCGUCCUCGUCGCGUCUGUAUGUAGGUAUAUCUACGUUUAUAUAUUAUAUUGUUAUACUGCACAUCCCGAGACGAUAUAUUUUUGGACUUGACGAUGAUUAUUGCCAUAGCACACGCGCAUAAUACAUAUUAUGUAAUAAACACGUACACGAUAUUUUAUAACGAGUAUAUAAUAUAAUAUAUCUAUAUAUAUAUAUAUAUUAUGUAUUAUUUUUUUUUAAGUGUUUCAAUGUUUCAAAUCAAUUUUUUUGACGAUAAAUCAUUCGUUUGCCAUCCUUACACUAUUAUUUGUCUAUAUAUAUAUAUAUUUAUACGAUUAUCGAUGUGAAUUUUUAUUUUUUUUCUUCAAAUUUUAAUAUUCUAGUUAACAUAGAGGUUAUAUGCGAUGAAUUUGUUUCUUCUCUUCUAUAAAUCAACUGCCGCCUUAGGUACGUUUUCCUUGUCGCGUCUGGACGCGAUGUCUAGCGUCAAUUACCAGUCUGGACAUAGGUCGGCGUCACGGCGGUGUGCUGUUCCAAUGUUAGACAUUACAGGAAACCAUACCUUAUGCUAUAAAGAGUGUCAGCAUGAAUGAGCAUUUUUUACGAAGGAGACCCAUCAACUUGUUUUUUAUAUAACUCCAAAUAAACAGCUUUGGUUAACUAGCUCGUGUUAAAAAUAUUUUUCAGAAAAUCUGGCCCAAAGAUACAAUUAUACAUCUGUAUUAUACAAUAUUAUAUUAUCGUAAUACUUUUUGUUAUUAUUAUUUUUGUUUAAUUACUUUUGUGGUGCUCAUACGGUUGGAGAAAUUGAAAUAUAGUAUAAUAUAAUAUAAUUAUUAUACAAUACGCGUGUAUAACAAUGCUACAAGGUACCCAUAAUAUAAAAUUAUUAUGUAAUCGGAAAAAAAUUAACGUACCUACUUACCUAUUUUUUCUAUCCGCGUCUCGACAUUCCAGACAUUAAACAUAUUGCAUAUUAUUAUUAUUACUAUUAUUGUUUUCCAUAAAUCGUAUUUUUAUGUUAUAAAUUUAGACUGAUUAUUGCGUAGUAAUUGUAUAAUCUGAAUUCCAACCCUAACAUUUUUCUCGUAAGUCGAUCCUUCCCCCCCCCUCCCCAGGCCAUUGAGAAUUGAUUGUACGUUUUCUAAUACAUUUGUUUUUAAACCCGUGGGUUUGUUUUCAUUGCAAACUUUACACGGAAAAGAGUGUUCUAGUUUAUCGUUUACACGCAUAGAAAAAAAAAUUCGACGUAUAAAUCCUCGGUAAUGGGGUCAUGUAUCUCCUGUAUUCACUAUAUAUCCAACCAUCCUUAAUCACCCUACCGCCCUAUUUCUCCAAUACAUAAUGUUAAUAUUUUUUUUU